Messenger RNA from Dicrocoelium dendriticum, 825 nucleotides. NCBI's taxonomy places the organism in Eukaryota, Metazoa, Platyhelminthes, Trematoda, Plagiorchiida, Dicrocoeliidae. The record is from the annotation of a GenBank genome assembly.
AUGCACGACUUGAGCUCAGCUUUAGCUGGGAAGUCGAUCUUUCGCAACAUCGACCUACUACGCGCCUACCAUCAGUUAGCGGUAGCGUCAGACGACGCACCUAAAACAGGGGUCAUUACACCGUUUGGGCUAUUCGAGUACCUCAGAAUGCCGUUUGGCCUCAAUAACGCUGCCCCAACGUUUAGGCGUUUCAUUCAUGUGGUGACACUGGGACUCGAAAGCAUUUAUCCAUAUUUGGAUGACAUUCUUAUCGCCAGUUCCUCUGACGAUGAACAUCUCCGUCGCGUUGAAGCGCUUUUCCAGCGAUUGACCCAACCUGUUGUUAUCGUCAACUUCGACAAAUGCAAACUUAGCCAAAGCUCCAUCGACUUUCCUCGCCACAAAGUAUCUUCUGCUGGUAUUGAAGCUCUACAAGACAGAAUCCAGGCACUGAAGGACUAUCCCGCUCUUAUCUCCUUCAAACAACUUCACCGAUUCAUUGGCCUAGUUAACUGUUACAGAGAUUUCAUUCCUAACUGCGCGAGCAUUAUGCUACCUAUGACGGACUUGCUCCGUGGCAAUCAACGCUGUUUUCAUUUUCCAGACGACGAUAAACUGGCUUUUGAGAAGCUCAAAAACGCUAUCUUUAACAUAGCGCUUCUCGCUCAUCCAGACCCAGCAGCACUUCUUUCUCUGAAGACUGAGACAUUAGACACCACCGUCGGUGCAUUUCUCCAACAACUCAUCGGCCACCGAUGGAUACCUUUAGGUAUCUUUUCCAAACGUCUGAACCUCCCGAAUCGUGUUACAGCACCUUCGGUAGGGAACUACGAACGAUCUAUCUAG